This is a messenger RNA of Morus notabilis, 653 nucleotides long. RefSeq names its product probable ribonuclease P/MRP protein subunit POP5. Gene Ontology annotation, biological process: tRNA 5'-leader removal. The transcript is spliced from 3 exons. Lineage: Eukaryota; Viridiplantae; Streptophyta; Magnoliopsida; Rosales; Moraceae. Gene Ontology annotation, cellular component: ribonuclease P complex. The record is from RefSeq and is a predicted model, not a curated record. The coding region runs from base 37 to 501 and encodes 154 amino acids.
UUGUUUAGGUGGGGUUCGUUUUGAUAAAGAAGAAUCAUGGUUGGGUUUAAGAAUCGUUACAUGGUGGUGGAAGUGAACUUGAAUCCUAAUAGAGACCAACUCAAAGAUGACCCCAUGACAUUAACACCCUACAAUGUCACCAAAGCCAUUAAAGACUGUAUUCUUCUCAACUUUGGGGAGUGUGGUCUCGCUUCUUCAGUAGCAUCUUUCCAAGUCAAGUAUGUAAAUUCCAUCACGAAAGUGUGUAUCAUUAGAGCCUCAAGGGACGAGUACCAAAAAGUUUGGUCGGCGAUUACCAUGAUGAGGAGUAUUUCAAAUAUCCCAGCGGUGAUUAACUUAUUGGACUUAAGUGGAAGCAUCAAGGCGUGUAAAAAUGCAGCACUCAAGUGUGAGGAAUGGAAAUUUGAGCAGCGCAAGGUCGUGGCCGGGGCAUCUCUAUCGGCCGAGGUUAGCAGACAGAUGCAAGGUUGUCUUGACAAGAUCAAAGUGUUGGAACAUUAAAACAGUCCAUCUUGCCUUUGGCUUUAGUGCUUUGUGUUGUAUUAUAUGUCCUUUGAUCUCUUGUUCCUUUCAUCCUUUUUCUUUAAUAGCACACAAAACUCCUGUUUCAAUCACGGACCAUUUUGUUUUUCAGCAAGGAAAAAGAAAACUCA